This is a messenger RNA of Cladocopium goreaui, 1364 nucleotides long. The record is from the annotation of a GenBank genome assembly. Lineage: Eukaryota; Dinophyceae; Suessiales; Symbiodiniaceae.
GAUCUCAGCGAUGGUCCCUUAGCCGUGUGGCCUUUGCCGUGGCAAGGAGGCCAUGAGAUGGAUCCUGUGCCCAUUGGUGGCCUCGAUGCUUGAGCUGUCGCAAGCAGCUGGGGGUAUCACGGACGAUGAACAGCUCCUGGUCUCAGACGGCUCGUGGCACAGAAACCAACGCAAGUCCAUUUCCAUCGAAACCUCAUGCUACUACACCACGAUGCAGGACAUGCCCUACGGGUGCCAAUAUGCUCGGGCAUACGACCAGUCCUAUCAGAACGAGUUCCAGCGGAAAGCAGAGAAAGCUGCGCUUCUGGAGUUCUACAACUUGUGCGGAGGCGACUUUUGGCGCAACAACGACAAUUGGAUGCCGGAAACGGACCCUUGUUGGGACUAUUGGUAUGGCGUAACAUGCAAUGAGCAUGGAUACGUGAUCAAAUUAGAGCUUCCCGACAACAGGGUGCGCGGUAUCCUUCCAUCAACACUAGGUUCAUUGACUUCAUUGAUCAAGCUUGACCUUGCGUCGACGGAACCUGACUAUCAUUUGCACCCAAACGACGAGAUGAAUCGAGUGGAAGGGGUGAUGCCGUCCAUGGCAUUAUGCUUCCAGCUCGAAGAGAUAGAGGUUUCUGGGAACAUCAUUCUCCGUUUGCCAGAUGAUUUGUACCUGAACGCCGACACGCUCAGAUCUCUGAGUGCCAGCCGAAACUUGUUGAGGAAUCUACCGAUCUACCUGAGCCGAUUUCAGAAGCUUCACACCUUGGAGCUCGAUAACAACAGGAUAGAGGAUGAGUUUCCUACUGACAUGGGACAGCUUCGAAAUAUUCGGAUUAUUCACUUGCAGUACAACCGUUUGAAGGGUAGCAUCACUCAGGACAUUGUGCCAAUGAAUAAAAUCCGAGUCUUUGACGUGUCUCACAACCCAGAGCUGGGUGGUAUUAUCCCGGAGCAGAUUAUCGUCGACUGGGCAGAAGUGGACUAUUUGGCCAUUCUAAAUACCACCAUUGCAGGCUACAUUUCGAGCCUGUGUUUGGAUGUUCCUUUUUGCUGGAAGUUCAUGUACGAUACUCACAAGGAUCUUACUUGGGCAACGGUGUCAGACGUUCCAGAUAUUGUGGGAAUGACUGUGGACCUUGCGCAGACAAACUUCUACGCUGAUACCUAUGGUGGUAGAUGAGAGCUGAUGUGGCAGUGGCAGUUCCUGCUGAGCUCGUAUGCUGUAAGCAUCACUUGCAGCUCCCAUGUACAUAAUUUCGGGACUGCCGACUGCCCCAGCAACUUUGGUUCAUCGAUCCAAGGAGAUCUUGUGGGUUUCCCUAGUUUGGCCUUGAAAGCCUACGGCCUGCAGGCCUUGAGAGCAGAGAAGGAAAACG